AUGCCCACCAACGCCAUUUCGGCGGCAAGCUGCACCAUCAAGCUGCUUGAUCCAACAAAAUCGACAACCUCUACGGCUUGUCCCGAGUACCUCCAUCAGUCUCUGAUAGACCCCAAGACGGGUGCACACCAAGAAAUCGUGACGAUCGAAUCCAAAGCAUCACAUCGAUUCGAAAUCUCCUAUGACAUCCAUCCAACUGCUAGUGACUUACUUGCAAAAAAAUCCAGUAAUCAUUCCAGAUCUAACAAGACUUGCAGAUCCCUGAGAAUGCACGACUACGCCCUGGAAAUAUGGAUGGAUGGGUUGGAGAUCGCAACGUCCUGCUCCCCCCGGUCUCGAAAACUUGGGCCGAUGAGUAUGUCAGAAGUAGUUGAGAACGAAACGAGCGUACGGGCAUUCGAAUUUGCGCCUCUUAAACUUGUGGAUCCGGACGACCAACUCGGCGACGACGAGGACGAGGACGAUCGAGGCGAAAAACUGGCAACCAAGCUGCAGGUUUGUCAGGACGAGAAUAUCAUCAAGGCGCUCGGCAAGAUCGAGGUUCGGUUCUUCAAAUGUAAGCUUACUACUCGAGAGGCAAAGAAGAGCCGAGCAAAGAGCACUGGCAUUGAUCCGACUUGGACGAAGACUACCAACGAGAUGCGCUUCUCGGAAGCCGUCAAAAUCGUCGGCUUGUCCGCCACCGCCGGCUUAAGUCAACCUACCAUCAUCGAUCCCAGCCCCAAAGGAGGAAAAUUUUAUCGGAUCAAAUCGCAAGAUGAGAAUCCGUUUCUUCACUUCAUCUUUCAUUACAAGCCGCGCCCGGUUUUGAUAGCCGAAGGGACCAUUGUUCCUCCGGCUCUGCGAAGGAAUGGACGAGAUCCAAGCACCGCGAUUCGAAUCGAAUCGGAUAGUGAACCGGAGAAAGAACAGUCGAAGACAGUCAAGAAAGAGAGAGCGGGAGAGAGGGUGGUCAAGAAGGAGGAGGAAGACUGUCGAUGUGCUUGUAAGAAGCGCGGGCCCGACGACGAUGCGGUUGGUGAUCCUCAGACUAGUUCCGAGCCAAAGCGAAGCCGGCCGUCGGAUGGGGAGGAGGAUCAAAAGCCCAACAUUGAUCAAAAGCCCAACAUUGAUGGCUCGACCUAA
Messenger RNA from Puccinia graminis f. sp. tritici CRL 75-36-700-3, 1125 nucleotides. RefSeq lists its product as uncharacterized. NCBI's taxonomy places the organism in Eukaryota, Fungi, Basidiomycota, Pucciniomycetes, Pucciniales, Pucciniaceae. Bases 1 to 1125 code for a protein of 374 amino acids. The record is from RefSeq and is a predicted model, not a curated record. The transcript has 3 exons.